Molecule: messenger RNA, 426 nt
Organism: Macadamia integrifolia
Lineage: Eukaryota; Viridiplantae; Streptophyta; Magnoliopsida; Proteales; Proteaceae
Product: gamma-interferon-responsive lysosomal thiol protein-like
Exons: 3
Coding region: 1-426 (141 amino acids)
Molecular function (GO): oxidoreductase activity, acting on a sulfur group of donors, disulfide as acceptor
Source: RefSeq, a predicted model, not a curated record
AUGAGCAAAUCAGAACGGGAUGGCGAUGCGAAGCACCGAGGGUUUUCUGCAAUUGAUGAAUCGCUUGUGUCUUCAUGGGAAAGAUUCCUCUUUCUCCUCCUACUGAACUAUGUGUUCGUGUUUGGUUCUGUAUCUUAUCCUUCAUCAUCUGCUAGAGUUCCUAGUUCUUCUACCUCGAAGGUCUCGCUGGCUCUGUACUAUGAGACCCUCUGCCCUUACUCCGCCAAUUUCAUUGUUAAAUAUCUACCGAAGGUCUACGAUGAGGGACUCAUUUCAAUCGUCGAUCUUGAACUUUUUCCCUACGGAAACGCCAAGUUACAAGACAAGGACAACAUCGUCUGCCAGAGCGAGAGUCAUGGUUUCCGAGGUCUGAGUUUGUUUAGGGUGUUUAUGUUCAAGCGGAGAGAUAUGGGUGAUUCCAUUUGA